Messenger RNA from Rattus norvegicus (Norway rat), 798 nucleotides. RefSeq names its product Jupiter microtubule associated homolog 2 like 1 (gene Jpt2l1). The record is from RefSeq and is marked provisional. Gene Ontology annotation, cellular component: cytoplasm; nucleus. Lineage: Eukaryota; Metazoa; Chordata; Mammalia; Rodentia; Muridae. The transcript has a single exon. Bases 61 to 588 code for a protein of 175 amino acids.
CCCUGGUUACAGAAGCAAGUUCACGGUGGCAUCUGUUGAAGCGCAGGGCCCGCAGUCAACAUGUUCCAGGGCAUGGACGGCCAAGCUGGCCGGUUGGGCUCCAGAUCCAUAAAGCUCCCAGGAGGAGAAUCGAGUAAUCCUUUUGGAAGUCCUUCAACAAGCAAGCCUUAUAGGAUGGCAUCUAAUAUUUUUGGACCGCCUGAAGAGCCGAAAAAUAUUCCCAAGAGGACAAAUCCUCCAGGAGGCAAAGGAAGUGGGAUCUUCGAUGAAUCAACUCCUGUACAAACUCGACAUCGUCCGAACCCACCCGGUGGGAAGACCAGUGACAUAUUUGGCUCCCCAGUCACUGCCACUAUGCCUCUGGCACACCCAAACAAGCCCAAGGAUCAUGUUUUGCUGUGUGAAGGGGAAGAUUGUAAACCUGACUGGAAAGCUUCCACAUACUCGGCACCCAGAAGAGAGCAUGCAAAGAAACCGGAGGCCACACCUACAGUUGACAGUCAUGAACCCAGACUGGGGCCAAGACCUCGCUCCCACAACAAAGUCCUGAACCCACCAGGAGGCAAAUCCAGCAUCUCCUUCUAUUGAGAGGCUCCUGCUCUGUCUGUAACCAGAUCGGCCACUCAGGGAUAGGGUAUUGAACGUUAGUGCUUCCUUUAACCUAAAAGAGUUGGGGGUGGGAGAGGGUUUGUCACGCGUGUGGGGUUGGCAGUUCAUAGGCCUUGUUGUCACUGGAAGAGCUGCCCAGAGGACUGUGCCUUCUAGACUGCCAAGAUAUAAAUCUGUGGUGAUAAAACG